UACGGUUACAGGACAUAGUUAUUUGGGGAUAUGGAACUAAAAGCCAAUGUUCCCACAGAGUCCCAGGCUCCAGCGGUGGUGUCGGCAGCUGCACACAAUGAGGCUGCUCCAUCUCUGCUAGGCAAAUUUUCCAUAAAGUCAUUUUUUGGAUUUGCAGCAAAGCCUAAAGAGGAAAAUGCAGUCCUGAAAGCAUUCAGAUCCACCGGGAACAAACCAGAGGUGCAAUCAGACACCCUCGCCUUUUCCCAGGAGUCAAGCAACACCGAGUUUGAAGCACAGCGUGACACAUCAGAAGGAGGAGCUAAUUCUUGUGAAAGCUUAAAAGAAGUGGCAACCAUUAGAGAUGAACAAACGAAGCAGGUAGAGCAUUCAGAGUUGAUAGAGGUUCGGGAUACGGAUGAUUUACCCAGUGAAAAAGAAAUAGAUUCUCAAGUCUCCAUGAAACAAGUUAAACCUGCUACAAGUGAGAAGGUCAACAGAGUACCACAUCCUCCGAUGGAUAAUCUGGGUGGGACUGAAGUCCAGGUUUUACAAGAGCAAAAUGAUGAAAAGAAAGGAGUACACGCGCAGCGUCUGGAAGCCUCAGAUAUUCACAAGGAUGCAGAGACGGCUUCACGUAUCAUAUAUGACACCACGGACUCAGAUGUUUGCAUGAAGGAAAUCUACGACCAGGAUGGUAUGCUUGUGCGUGGAACUCUUGUACAUACAACCAGUGAUACGGAUUCUGACAGCGAGAGUCCUGAAAAAGUCACAGGAAAACAAACAACAAAGACCCCAGAGUCCCAGGAUUAUUCUGAAUCUCAUGUACCACUUAAUAGUGUCCCCAUCCAGGAGCCAGGAACCCAAGAGCCGGGUAAUGAGGACUUUGUAGAGAGAGACAAAGGACAAAUCAGUCUAGAUAAGGCAAAAUUCACUGGGACCAACAUAGAGGCAGAUAACAUGUCAACACUGGAUAAGGAUACAAACUGUCCUGAUGUCACAAGCAAUCUAGAACCUGGUAAAGACUCUCUACUUUCAGACACCCAGGGCGAAAAGCCUUUCCAACUGCCCGCUAUAUUUAGCGGCCUUCGCAUACAUAAGAAGGGAGCUCCUGUACAGGAGAAUGAAACGGUCACGGUAAAGGCAGGGGACACCGACCUGGCGAUGUUAAAGCUGUCCCAGCCAGUGCAGAAGGCAAAGUUGCCUGUGGGUUCGCCGGUCAGAAAGCAGGAGCCAAAGAAGACGGCAGAACCCAAAUCCAGCUCGAAGUUCAUGGAACAGCUCUCCCAGCUGCUGAAUUUUGAUCUCCCAAAGCAAGAUGAAAAGGAGGUAGACAUACCCUCAGAGCAAAGUCAAGAAGAGUGUGUGGAGCAGAGCACUGAGGUUAUUACAGACAAAUCCCCAGAGCCUGUACCCCAGGAAUCUGCCCUGGAUGCCUUUAGAUCUUUUUUCACCGGGCCUUCCAAAAAGGUUGCAAAGCAAGAGUCCCCUGACUUGGAGACUGUGAAGCGGAAACAAAAGAGCGAGAAGGAGUCUCUGAAGGCCAUAUUUGACAAAACCAGGCAUAAUGGUGGUGAUGACUCCUCUGAUAAGAAAAAUCCCGACCAUAGCCCAUCUGAUCCAGAAGACAGGACUCCAGGGAGACUUCAGGCUGUGUGGCCACCCCCAAAACCCAAGGAUGAGGAGGAGAAAGUUGGUUUGAAGUACACUGAAGCAGAAUAUCAGGCUGCUAUCUUACAUCUAAAGAGGGAACAUAAAGAGGAAGUGGAAAACCUGAAGUCUCAGUUUGAAGUGGAGAUCUUCAAUGUACGAGGGGAACAGGCAGUUCAGACAACAAGACUUGAGGAGGCAAUCCAGAACCUUCAAGAACAGCUGGAAAGCAAAAUCAGUCCACGAAAAGGGGAGGCCAGAGAUGUCUGUGUGUCUACAGAGGAUGAGAACCCACCACGGACCUUUCGCAGCGUGUACAUUCAAACUGACAGAGACACAUUCCUGAAGCCCAAUGAGGAGGACAGUAGGACUCAAAAGAGUAACCAGAUUAUACCCAAGAAGCUCAAUAUCACCUCACUGAACCAGAGCCUCGCUGGUCCAAAUGAGACUCAAGCCCUACCUCCUCCACCACCGCCUCUCCCAGGAGCUACUUCUAUUCCACCACCUCCACCACUACCAGGUCUGGGUCCCCCUGCACCUCCACCUUUACCUGGCUCUGUGCCUCCACCUCCUCCACCGCCACCUUUGCCUGGCUCUGUGCCUCCACCUCCACCACCGCCACCUUUGCCUGGCUCUGGUCCUCCACCCCCUCCUCCUCCUCCUGGCUCUGGUCCCCCACCACCUCCACCUCCUGGAUUCAUAUUUGGUGGCAACUUAACCUCAAGCAAAGCCCCUCGGAAACCCCCCAUAGAACCUGGCUGCCCAAUGAAGCCACUGUACUGGACGAGGAUACAGCUCAAGAGUAACGGUUCCAAUCCCACGUUAUGGGAAUCGCUGAGUGAGCCCAAUAUCGCUGACCCCAAAGAGUUUGAAGAUCUUUUUUCCAAAGCGAGUCUUCAGCCGAAGAAAAAACCAUUGUCGGAGACCUAUGAGAAGAAAACUAAAGCCAAGAAGAUUAUAAAACUCCUUGAUGGGAAGCGGUCCCAGGCUGUGGGCAUCUUAAUUUCCAGUUUACACUUGGACAUGAAGGACAUUCAACAAGCUAUUCUGAACGUGGAUGAUUCCGUGGUCGAUCUAGAGACGUUAGAAGCCUUGUAUGAAAACAGAGCACAGAAGGAGGAACUAGAAACUAUCAAGAAACACUACAAGACCUCAAAAGCGGAGGAUGUCAAGCUGCUGGAUAAACCCGAACAGUUCCUUUAUGAACUGUCCCAGAUCCCAAACUUCUCCGAGCGUGCGAAGUGCAUCAUCUUUCAGUCGGUCUUCCUGGAAGGAAUAAGCUCUGUGCACAAGAAAGUGGACAUUAUCAUUCGAGCCUGUAAAGGGCUAUUAAAAAUGGAAAGUGUGAAAAACAUCAUGGGUUUAAUACUGGCCUUUGGAAACUAUAUGAACGGGGGCAACAGGACACGAGGGCAGGCAGAUGGAUUUGGACUGGAAAUCCUGCCCAAGUUGAAAGACGUGAAGAGCAGGGAUAAUCACCUCAGCCUUGUGGAUUACGUUGUCCGAUAUUACCUACGACACUUUGACCAGGAUGCUGGGACAGACAAGAGUGUUUUCCCCCUGCCAGAACAACAAGAUCUCUUCUUGGCCUCCCAGACAAAAUUUGAAGAUGUCGAGAAGGACUUGCGGAAACUUAAAAAAGAUCUUGAAGUGUGUGAGAAACAGGCCAAGGUCGUUGAAAGAGAUUCCCCCGAAGAACAUCUCCAACCUUUUAAAGAUAAAAUGACAGCGUUUAUUGAAAAAGCCAAAGACGAAGUUAAUAUAGAGGAAAACUAUCUGAAUAAAGCAAAGAGCAGCUUUGAUGAAGCAGUUGAAUAUUUUGGGUCUAAGCCAAAGGCCGGCGAGAAGGAAAUCAGCCCCAACUCCUUCUUCGUGAUGUGGUACGAAUUCUGCGGUGACUUCAAGGGCGUAUGGAAACGAGAGAGCAAAGCCCUCUCCGCAGAAAGGCUCCGUCUGGCUCAGGAGACUGUCAACAAACUGACGGCUGAGAAGAAGGUGGAGACCAAGAAGAUUAACCCUGCGGCUAGUCUGAAAGAAAGACUGCGGCAAAAGGAAGCGAGCGUCAGCGGCAACUGAAAAUCAUUGUGAAGAGUGAUUGACAGCUAUCAAGCCGUGCGGUGCAGCAAUCAGCCGACGUGAAAGCUGCAGGCACUGGGUACAUUUGCUGUAAGGUGGUACGGCUGUAUGAAGGGGUGCGACAGGGUUAUAAGCUCUUGCUUGUAGAGCGUAUAUUAGGAAACGAGAACUGUGUCUAAAUACAGAACAUGUUUCAUAUAUUUCUAUGAAAGUAGAUCACUGUCUAGAUAUACAUAUAUUGGCACUUUAAUACUGAAGGACUAUGUAACGAUAAAUGUAAUGAUGUUUGUAUGUGUGUGUAUA
This is a messenger RNA of Spea bombifrons (plains spadefoot toad), 4008 nucleotides long. RefSeq names its product formin 1 (gene FMN1). The transcript has 17 exons. Lineage: Eukaryota; Metazoa; Chordata; Amphibia; Anura; Pelobatidae. Gene Ontology annotation, molecular function: microtubule binding. Bases 31 to 3705 code for a protein of 1224 amino acids. Gene Ontology annotation, biological process: actin nucleation. Gene Ontology annotation, cellular component: actin filament; cytoplasm; endoplasmic reticulum membrane. The record is from RefSeq and is a predicted model, not a curated record.